Chaetomium globosum CBS 148.51 is the source of this 1299-nucleotide messenger RNA. RefSeq lists its product as uncharacterized. Lineage: Eukaryota; Fungi; Ascomycota; Sordariomycetes; Sordariales; Chaetomiaceae. The coding region runs from base 1 to 1299 and encodes 432 amino acids. Gene Ontology annotation, molecular function: DNA binding. Gene Ontology annotation, cellular component: nucleus. The transcript is spliced from 3 exons. The record is from RefSeq and is a predicted model, not a curated record.
AUGCAGAAGCUCAGCCCCGAUCAAGAAAAACACUUGGCCGAUUGGGUCCUUGCCCAAGAGGCUUUUGGGCUUCCUGUCAAGCAUAGGCAGAUCCAGACCUUCGCCAACCGCAUCCUCCAUGCCUCUGGAUCUGACCAGACUGUUGGCAAGCAUUGGCUCCAGAAGUUCAUCAACAGAUAUCCGGUUCUGAAGACGAAGAGGAACAAAAGUAUGGACAUCAAGCGGCUGAGUGGAGCUAGUAUUGAUGUGAUCAAGGCUUGGUUCCGUCUACUCGCGAUUCCGAUCAUCAAGUCGGUUGACCCGCGAGACCGUUGGAAUAUGGACGAAACGGGGAUUAUGGAGGCCACGAGUCUGACGACUUCAUGUGGACGUGUUAUAUGUCACGGUUAUGGUCGCGUACCACGCCCCGAUGAGGGCACGCGCGGGAAGCGUUCCCAGCCAAUCAUUAAGAAUGGGUCUCAGACCAAUCAGCAGAGGAACGAAGGGAACGGCUACCGUUCCCAGGAUCCAGUCUGGAACGAGAGGAACGAUCACCGUUCCUCACGUUCCCAGCAAAAGGGUCCUGAAGUAGGUUCGUCACAUUAUAUCAACAACAUCUACCUUCUCUUCUUACCAGCACACGCCUCUCAUGUUCUCCAACCUCUUGAUCUCUCUGUCUUUUCUCCCUUGAAGACUGCCUACCGUUGUGGCAUUGAUGACUUGGCUCUGAUGACCGACAGUGCCCCUAUUGGCAAAAGACUCUUUCUCUGUUGUUAUUCAAAGGCUAGGAGCGAUGCCAUUACGGAAAGAAAUAUCCGUAGUGGUUGGAAAGCGUCAGGGUUAUGGCCAGUCAACGUCGACAAGCCUCUCAUGAGCCGUUUACUCUUGCCGACCCAGCCGACCCAGCCGACCCAGCCGGCUCAGCCAAAUCAGCCAACUCAGCCAACUCAGCCAACUCAGCCAACUCAGCCAACUCAGCCAACUCAGGCAAGCAGUCAGGGUGUCAACAAGCCGAGCAGCCAGGAGGUUAAGACUCCAAGUCGCAGUCAAGAGGUCCACAAAUUAGUCGCUACCAACUACCGUCUAAAGCGACUCAAAGCAAUAGACCCAGUAGCUCGGACUCUCUUUGCAAAGGUUGGCAAAAGUCUUGACUACACAGCUAUCCAGCUAGCUAGUCAACAACAGAGGAUUCGGGCAUUGGAAGCUGAGGUAGACAGGCUGAAGCCUAGGAAAAAGAAGAAGGUUAGGUUGGACCCUAACACCCGGUUUGCUCAAAUUGAGCAAAUAAUGCAGGCCAAAAGGCACUUGCAGAGGAGUUAA